Messenger RNA from Funneliformis caledonium, 366 nucleotides. The record is from the annotation of a GenBank genome assembly. Lineage: Eukaryota; Fungi; Glomeromycota; Glomeromycetes; Glomerales; Glomeraceae.
AUGGAAACGGGUUUGGAUGAUGAAAUUAAAACGUAUCUGACCAAAAAGUUCAACGAAGUCAAUGCCGAGAAACAUGAAAACAUGCUAGCAUUUAUACGAUAUAAGCUUCUUAAUAUCGAAGGGCAUGUUUGGACAGCAAACAACGAGCAAUAUGAUAAUUUUAUAGCAAAUGUAGUUCGCUUUAGUGAACAACUUAAUAGACAUACUCGAUCAAAUGAUGAGAUCCUCACCAUCCGUGAAAAACUUGACCACCACCUUGAAGGAUAUUUGAGAAUCCUGGCCCUGCAUAUACUAAAUAUCACUCCUGUAUCCAUCUCUAAUGAUCAUCCAAGUAAAUGUUUUAAUAUCUUAAGGCUAGGUUUUUAA